Molecule: messenger RNA, 1746 nt
Organism: Cordyceps militaris CM01
Lineage: Eukaryota; Fungi; Ascomycota; Sordariomycetes; Hypocreales; Cordycipitaceae
Product: beta-hexosaminidase beta chain
Exons: 3
Coding region: 1-1746 (581 amino acids)
Biological process (GO): glycosaminoglycan metabolic process; carbohydrate metabolic process
Cellular component (GO): membrane
Molecular function (GO): beta-N-acetylhexosaminidase activity
Source: RefSeq, a predicted model, not a curated record
AUGAUGCGUUUGCACUCGUUUCUCGUGGCGGCUCUCGCCGCCUCACCUACUGUGGCGCUCUGGCCGAUCCCCGUCGAUAUUUCCACCGGCAACAAAACGCUCUACAUCGACAAGACCAUCAACAUUACCUACAAUGGCGCAGCUCUCGCCUACACGGGCUGUUACAACCCCCCCGCGGGCAGCAAAUUCACCUCCGAGUCCAUCGUCCAGGGCGGGCUCACGCGGUGUCUCAACGCCAUCUUCAACCACGGCCUGGUGCCGUGGAUGCUGCACCAGCCCGGCGCCGAUUUCCAGCCGCGCUGCGGGCCUUCGGAGAAGAACCGCGUGCACACGCUGGCCAUCACGCAGACGGGCAAGGACGACGCCGCCGGCGCGUUCAAGCCGCUCGCCGAGCAGCGCGACGAGUCGUACUCGCUCAACGUGACGGCGGACGGCGGGGCGAGCAUCACGGCCAAGACGGCGAUAGGCGUCCUGCGCGGCCUCGAGACCUUUUCCCAGCUCUUCUUCCAGCACGCGGCCGGCGGCGCCUGGUACACCAUGCAGGCGCCGGUGCGUGUCGCCGAUGCGCCCAAGUACGCACACCGCGGCCUGCUGCUCGACGUCAGCCGCCACUGGUUCGACGUCCAGGACAUCAAGCGCACCAUUGACGGCCUCGCCAUGACCAAGAUGAACGUGCUGCACCUGCACGUCACCGACACCCAGUCCUGGCCGCUCGAGAUCCCCGCCCUGCCGCUGCUGGCCGAGCGCCACGCGUACGCCAAGGACCGCACCUACUCACCGGCCGCCCUGGCCGAUCUGCAGGAGUACGGAGUCCACCGCGGCGUGCAGAUCAUUCUGGAAAUCGACAUGCCCGGCCAUUUCGGCAUCGAGCGCGCCUACCCGGACCUCUCCGUCGCCUACAACAAGCGUCCGUACACGCAGUACUGCGCCCAGCCUCCCUGCGGCUCGCUCCGCCUCGGCAACAAAAAGGUCGAGGAAUUCCUGGAUAAGCUGUUCGAGGACCUGCUGCCACGCGUGUCGCCCUACACGGCGUACUUUCACACGGGCGGUGACGAGUACAAGGUGAACAACUCGCUCCUGGACCCGGACCUCAAGACAAACGAGGUGUCCGUCCUGCAGCCCCUGCUGCAGCGGUUCCUCGACCACGCACACGACAACGUUCGCAAGCGAGGCCUUGUACCCAUGGUCUGGGAGGAGAUGGUUAGCGAAUGGAACGCGACCAUCGGCAAGGACGUGGUGGUACAGUCAUGGCUUGGAGCAAAGAGCGUGAAGAAGCUGGCCGAGGCCGGUCACAAAGUCAUUGUCAGCACCGCUGACGCCUACUACCUCGACUGCGGCCGCGGCCAGUUCAUCGACUACGAAACCGGCCCUGCCUUUCAGAGCGCCUACCCCUUCACCGACUGGUGCGUGCCGACCAAGAACUGGCGGCUCAUCUACGCCCAGGACAUCCGUGCCGGCCUCGCCGAUGAGGCGGCCGCCAAUGUCAUCGGCGGCGAGGUCGCCCUCUGGACAGAGACGGUCGACGCCACGAGCCUCGACACCCUUGUCUGGCCGCGCGCUGCCGCCGCGGGCGAGAGCUGGUGGUCCGGCCGGUCCGGUGCUGACGGAAAGAACAGAUCCAUGUACGAGGUGCGCCCGCGCAUGUCCGAGAUGCGAGAGCGGAUGCUCGCCCGAGGUGUGCGGGGAGCGCCCAUAACGCAGCUGUGGUGUGACCAGGCAGACACGAUUGACUGCUCUGGGGAGUAA